AUGGCAAGGCACUCAGAAGGCAAGUACUGCUUCUCUUAUUUUUGCCUUUCUCCUGCUGGGCUGCUUCAGAACAGAUUCAUUAUUCCAUUCCUGAGGAGAUGGCAAAGGGUUCAAUUGUGGGGAAUCUCGCCAAGGAUUUGGGACUGAAUGCGAGAGAUCUAGGAAGGCGCAAUCUGCAUGCUGUCUCUGUGAAUAAAAUGCAGUAUUUCAGUAUCAAUGCAGAAAAUGGAAACCUCUAUGUAAAUGACAGGAUUGACAGAGAGGAAAUAUGUGGCACAACUCCACUCUGCCUGGUUAAUUUUGAGGUGGUGAUUGAAAAUCCCUUAAAUGUUUUCCAUAUAACUGUGGAAAUUCAGGAUAUUAAUGACAAUACUCCACAUUUUUUGAAAAUUAAUAUCAACUUAGAGAUUGUGGAAUCCACUUUGCCAGGCACCAGAUUUCUCCUUGGGAAAGCUGAAGAUCCUGACAUAGGGAUGAAUUCGCUCCAGAAUUACCAGCUGAGCUCUAAUAAAUAUUUGACUUUGGAUGUUAAGGAGACUUAUGAUGGAAAUAAAUUUGCAGAUUUAGUGCUGCAGAAACCAUUAGAUCGAGAGACCGAACAGACCCUUCACUUGAUCCUCACAGCGUUGGAUGGGGGUGAACCUAGAAAAACUGGGACUGCCCAGAUAUGGAUUAAUGUCACAGAUGCCAAUGACAACCCACCUGUUUUCACUCAAGAGGUGUACAAGGUCAGUUUGAGGGAAAGUGUUGCAGUUGGAUCGCUUGUGCUCCAGGUUACAGCUUCUGAUAAUGAUGAAGGUUCAAAUGCCCAAAUCAGGUAUCAUUUUAGCAAUAUACCACAGAAUGCCAACAAGAAAUUCAGUCUAGAUCCUUUGAAUGGCUCAAUCCUACUUAUAGGGCUACUGGAUUUUGAGGAAACCAAAGAAUACACUUUGACCGUUGCAGCAAAAGAUGGGGGUGGGUUAGAGACACAUUGUAAAGUUGAAAUAAGAGUUAUUGAUGAGAAUGACAAUUACCCCGAGGUAACCCUGGUUUCCUUGUUUAGCCCAGUCUCUGAAGAUUCUCUGCCUGGUACCUUAAUAGCUCUGAUCAAUUUGAAUGACAAAGAUAGUGGAGAUAAUGGAAAGGUCACUUGCUAUUUACAGGAUGAUUUGCCCUUCAGAAUCAUUCCCUCAUCUAACAAUUACUACAAGCUCCUGACAGAUAGUCCACUUGACAGAGAAAUAGCUCUACAGUACAAUAUCUCAGUAACAGCCUCUGACAAUGGCACUCCCCUUCUCUCCUCACAUAAAUCUAUCACACUUUUGAUUGCUGAUAUCAAUGAUAAUGCCCCUACCUUUCAGAAGCCAUCCUACAACAUCUAUGUGCCAGAAAACAAUCCUUCAGGUGCCUCCAUUUUCACCAUUAAAGCCUCUGAUCCUGAUGUGGACCAGAACUCACGGAUCACAUAUUCCAUCCUCAACAGCAACAUCGAGGAGCUUCCCAUCUCCUCCUAUAUCUCCAUUAAUUCUGAGACCGGCACCAUCUAUGCCCAGAGAUCCUUUGACUAUGAACAAUUCAGAGAGUUCCGGCUGCAAGUGAAGGCCCAAGAUGGGGGUUCUCCCCCUCUCAGCAGCAAUGUGACCGUCAGGGUGUUUGUUCUCGAUCGGAAUGAUAACAGCCCUCGUAUCCUGUCCCCCUCACAAGAAGCCAAGGGCUCAGCCUUGUUUGAGAUGGUGCCUCGUUCGGCCGAGGCAGAUUAUCUUGUCACCAAGGUGGUGGCCGUGGAUGCAGAUUCUGGACACAACGCCUGGCUCUCCUACCACCUGACUCAGGCCACUGAGCCGGCACUCUUCACGGUUGGUUCUCAUACUGGAGAGAUCAGGACCUCCAGGGCCUUUGUGGAGAGAGAUGCUGUGAAACAGAGACUGGUCAUUCUGGUGAAGGAUAACGGGCAGCCGUCUCUCUCGGCCACCAUGACUCUGAACCUGGUGUUUGCUGAGAACUUUCAGGAGGCCCUUCCGGAAAUGAAGAGCCAACCCAGCAGCUCGGAGUAUCAGUCUGACCUGCAGUUCUACUUGGUGCUGGCCUUAGCUGUGAUCUCCUUCUUGUUCCUCUUGACCGUGAUUCCGGCCGUUACAAUGAAGCUCCAUCAAUCCGGGCAUCCCAGGUUCCUACAGUGCUUUGGUCCUGUUCCCCAUUCCAAGAAUGGUGCCAUCUUCCCACCCAACUUUGAAGAUGGGACUUUGCCCUAUUCCUACCAGCUGUGUCUGUCUUCUGAGACCAGGAAGAAUGAGUUUGCCUUCCUGACACCCAAUGUUCAGAUGGCAGACAAUAUUCUUAGUGGUGAGAAAUCUGACGUUCCUUUCACAGGGGGAAGUGAAAGCAAUUUGCAUUUGGACAAAGUUAAUAAUGACAAGGUAAAUUUUCUUUUCAAAAAUUAUUUGUGCUGUAUUUUCAGUAAUUUUUAACCAUAACUAUAAUGGAAAUAUUAAUUGUUUACAUGUAGCUUACUCUAGCUGCUAUAUACCUUUCAGCAAUUGGCAAUUAAGAGGUUGUAGAGUAUUCUUUAUUUUAGGUUGCUCUCAGAAAGUGCAACACUUGUCGUUGAUUUUAAUCUAAGAUUAUUUUGUAGCCAAGUUUGCUAUACCAACAACUUUUUUUCUUUUUCUUUUUGUAGAGCGAAGCUUAUAUUAAUUAACAAAAUUAAAUGGUGCCAGACAAUCACCAUUAUAAUUAUGUCACAUGUUAGGGCUAUAGUGGUAAAUUAUAAUUUGGUGAAAUCUCGGCCAAAUCAAGCAAGCAAGGACCAGAGGCAGAAGGUCUCCUAGAUGGGCUGCAGAUAAAGGAACAAGAGCUAAGGAUGGAAGACAAGUUAUAUGUUCAUGGACAGGCUGGUGGGCAGAUAUAUCUGUUAGGCUAAGCCUGACCUUAUUCUCAUUCUCACUGAAGGACUGCAGGUCAAGAAACCUGCAGCAUUCUUAGUAGCUGGAUAUACGUUACUAAUCCAUGUGCAUCUAGCAAGUCUACCUAAAUACUUAUGGUAAGAAGUUGACAGAAUAACAUAGCUCAGGUUUCUUAAAUUCACUCACCACUAGCACUUCAUAAAUGUUGCAGUAAGCAGAUACAUAUGCCAAAGUAACUAGGUACAUAGUCCCUAAAGGUUACUGACUGACAAAAAGAUAUGGGGAACAUUGGCAAGAAGCCGUCAAUAAACACAUAUCUGUAAGUGUGUGUCAAACAGAUAUUCUACAUGCAAAUCAACUGAAUGUCAUACAUACAUCUGUAGCAAAUCAAAGAUUCAUGCUGUGUAACAUCUGGAAUAGUUCUGAAAAGUACAGGUGUCUCCCUCCACUUACACAGGGGUUAUGUUCUUGGCCCCUGCAGGCAUAACUGAAAUUGCGUAAAGUGUCCCCUCCCCCUUCCAAACACCCUCUUUGGUGCUCUACUGUAUCCAAAAGUAUCCACAACUAGAAUUGAAGUUAUGGGGCUGGCAGGAGGCUGCAGGAUGCAUGGGAAAGUGGCUGCUGCUGCGCUACCCCACACAUCAGCUGUUAGACAAGGAAGCUGAGCAGCCUAAACAAAGCCUCGCUGUGUCUCUAGUCUCUUCUGGGCUUCCUCUGCCCUCAUUGCCGUCCUCUUUGGGCUCCAGGGAGGGUCUUCUUGCGAGCCACGUGGACAUUUCAGCUCUCUUCUGGCAUUUCCAGGUUUGAAUUGAAUUAUUUGUUUCCCAAAACCACACAUAUACAUGGUUGAGUGCAGGUUGAUAUCACGUAAAUGGGGAGGGGAGAGGCCUGUAUACAAAACUGAAAUAUUAAUAUUCUUAUUCUACAGUAGAACCAUAUCACAAGUAUUUAAAAUGCAUACCUCUACAAUACUCAAGGAAGCUUUAUUGAAGACAUUAUAUUUCUUUAAAUGAAAAAAGCUGUUGCAAGUCCUGGAAGCCUUUUGUAACAUUAUCUCAAGUUUCUCACAAUAAGCAAGUAGAUGGAGAUGUGAUGGCUUCUCCUCUAUGUUAUUGAUACUCUAAAGAAUUUGAGUUACUGUGGGUUGUAAUGACAAAAUAUAAAAAAUACAUUCUGGGUUGUUGCUUUUGCAAAAUCACAAAAGACAUUAUGUGUUUUGCUUGCCACCCACAUAUACAAGAAAGCGGCAAGAAAUGCCUUAUAUGUUAUUUGCUGAAGACAUAAGACACCUCUUGCAGUUCCUCAUCUGAGACUCAGAGUGCCGCUGUUGACCAACAUAGUUCUCACAGUGGAGCUGAAAAUCCAGUGAUUUGCUGCUUCUGCAAUGUGAUUGUUCAGUCACACAGAGCUGGGAAACAGCAGAACACAGGGAUUUCCAAAGUGUUUUGCUGAGAAACAAAAACCACUGCAAAAUACAGAAAUCCGGCAGCAACCAGUAGCCUUAUUUAUCAUCCCUCAUUGAGCUCUUCUGCAUCCUAAUGGGAAUGUGAAACUCCUCAUCAGCUCAACGGAUCACAGAAAACAAGGAUAAAGCACAUAUCCCUGCAAGAGGAAUGGAAGGUAGGCAGAAGGAAAACAGCAGAUCAGUAAGAAGGCAAGUACCUCUCCUCUUACUAUUCUCUCUGUGUGGUCAGAUUGCCUCAGAGCACAUUCAUUAUUCCAUCCCUGAAGAAAUGGAAAAGGGAUCCAUUGUGGGAAACCUGGCCAAAGACCUGAGACUGAAUAAUGGAGAAAUGGGAAAUGGCAAUCUGCAUAUCCUUUCCCUAGGUAAAAAGCAAUAUUUCACUCUCAGUGCAGAAAAUGGGAAUUUGUAUGUAAGGGAGAGGAUUGAUAGAGAGGAAUUAUGUGGUCAAACUGCAAUCUGCUCCAUCAAUUUUGAAGUGGUGCUUGACAGCCCUAUGAAUAUUUUUCAUAUAACUGUAGACAUCCAAGACAUUAAUGAUCAUGCACCACAUUUUGUAAAUGGGGAUAUCAAGCUGGAGAUAAGUGAAUCCUCUUUAAAAGGCACCACAUUUCUCCUUGGACAAGCUGAAGAUCCUGAUCUUGGGGUGAAUUCUCUCCAGAAUUACAACCUUAGCACAAAUCAGUAUUUUAUUCUGGAAGUGAGAGAAAGAAAGGAUGGAAAGAAAUAUGCAGAAUUAGUAUUGAAUAAACAGUUGGAUCGGGAAAGUGAAGGCAGUUUCCAAUUAAUCCUUACGGCGCUGGAUGGAGGGAAGCCUGCCAGAACUGGAACAGCCAAAAUAUGGAUCACCGUCAUUGAUGCAAAUGACAACCCACCAGUCUUCACUCAAAAAGUAUACACGGUCAAGCUGAAAGAAAAUGCCCCCAAAGGGUCAUCAGUGAUCCAGGUGAAAGCCACAGAUAGAGAUAAAGGUUCUUACGCUCAAAUCAGCUAUAAUUUUAGCAACAUCCCUGAAAUUGCUCACCAGAAAUUCUACUUGGAUCCACAAGAAGGGACAAUAACACUUAAAGAGGCUCUGGACUUUGAGGAAAUAGAAGAAUAUGCAAUGGCAGUGGAAGCAAGAGAUGGGGGAGGAUUAGUCGCCCAAUGCAAUGUUGAAAUUUCACUCCUAGAUGAGAAUGACAAUGCGCCAGAAGUGAUUCUUGCCUCUUUAUCCAGCCCCAUCCCUGAAGACUCUGCAGUAGGAACCCUGGUAGCCCUUAUCAAUGUAAAUGAUAGAGACUCUGGAGAUAAUGGGAAGAUUACUUGUGAUAUACAACACACUUUGCCAUUCAAAAUGGUAUCAGCCUCCAAUAAUUAUUAUAAGCUUCUCACAGAUGCCCCCUUGGACAGAGAAAGAACUCCAGAGUACAAUAUCACAGUCUCAGCCACAGACAAAGGCAACCCCCCUCUUUCCACAUGCAAAACCAUCACACUGCAGAUCUCUGACAUCAAUGACAACUGCCCUGCCUUUGAGAAACCCUAUUAUACUGCCUAUGUCCCGGAGAACAAUCCUUCAGGCUCCUCCAUUUUCAGGGUCAAAGCCUCCGACCCAGAUGUGGACCAGAAUGCUCAAAUCACCUACUCCAUUCGCAACAGCAUCACUGAGGGGCUGCCUCUCUCAUCCUUCCUCUCCAUUAAUUCUGAGACUGGCACUAUCUAUGCUCAGCGCUCCUUUGACUAUGAGCAAGUCAGGGAGUUUCAAGUGGAGGUGAGGGCCGAAGAUGGAGGCUCCCCCCGCCUCAGCAGCAAUGCCACCGUGAGAGUGUGUAUUCUGGACCAGAAUGACCAAAGCCCUCAGAUUCUUUACCCUUCUCAAGGAGCAGAGGGCUCCUCCUUGUUUGAGAUGGUGCCUCGCUCAGCAGAGGAGGGUUAUCUAGUGACCAAGGUGGUGGCUGUGGAUGCUGACUCUGGACACAACGCUUGGCUCUCCUACUAUCUGCUCCAGGCAACAGAACCUGGGCUGUUCUCAAUUGGUUCCCAUACUGGGGAGAUCAGGACCUCACGGGCUUUUCUGGAAAGAGAUGCUGUGAAGCAGAAGCUCAUCAUCUUAGUCAAGGAUAAUGGGCAGCCACCACUAUCCGCUACCGUGAGUCUCAACCUGGUGUUUGCUGAGAACUUCCAGGAGGCACUUCCGGAAAUUAGCCACCAGCCCAGUGACUCCGAGUAUCAAUCGGAUCUACAGUUCUUCUUGGUGCUGGCCUUAGCUUUGAUUUCAUUCUUAUUCCUCCUGACAGUGAUUCUGGCCAUUCUCAUGAAGAUUCGGCGAUCAGGGAACCCCAAAUUCCUGCAGUGUUUUGCUCCUGUUCCCCAUUCAAACAACACAGUCAUUUUCCCACCAAACUAUGAAGAAGGAACAUUGCCAUAUUCCUAUCAGCUGUGCUUAUCUUCUGAGUCCAGGGUACAGGAGUUCACCUUUCCAACACCCAAUGUUCAAACCGCAGAUAAGUCUAAUGUGACUUUGACUGCCAAUGGAGGCAAUAUCCUAAAUUCUGAGAUGGAUAAUGCUGAUAUGGUGAGUUUAUUUUCAGCGGUACAUGGUUAA
Molecule: messenger RNA, 6931 nt
Organism: Podarcis lilfordi (Lilford's wall lizard)
Lineage: Eukaryota; Metazoa; Chordata; Lepidosauria; Squamata; Lacertidae
Source: the annotation of a GenBank genome assembly